Molecule: messenger RNA, 1176 nt
Organism: Brenthis ino (lesser marbled fritillary)
Lineage: Eukaryota; Metazoa; Arthropoda; Insecta; Lepidoptera; Nymphalidae
Source: the annotation of a GenBank genome assembly
AUGGAUAUCGACGAGUGUCUAAAAGAGUGGGAAGAUUUAGUAGCAGAUUAUAAACGAUUAGAAACAGUUAAUAAAGAUUAUGCAACAAAGCUAGAAGAGGUUGGAGAAUUGCAAGCAACAUGUUUGAAAGAGCUCAAUCAUCAGAGAUAUCGAAUGUCCAUUAUUGCGAAUGCCCUUAAGAGAAUGGAGAAGAAGGGGGUAACAAAAGACGAUCGGCUGGCGAAUCUCGAGAAAGAGAUCAUGAAGAGGAAAGCGAUGUUGCAUGAGAUCGAAACGACCCUGCCCAAGCAAAACAGUUUGUAUCUAAGGAUCAUACUUGGUAACGUCAACGUGUCAAUCCUUAACAAAAAUGACAAGUUCAAAUAUAAAGAUGAUUAUGAAAAAUUUAAAUUAAUACUUAGUGCAAUUGCCUUUGUUCUCGCAGUUGGUAAUUUGUGGAUAAACUUUAGGCCACUACAACUGAUCCUUAUAUUCCUGCUAGUCUGGUAUUACUGUACGCUAACUAUCCGCGAGAGUAUAUUGAAAGUGAACGGGUCCAGGAUCAAAGGUUGGUGGAGGUUACACCACUUCAUAUCGACGGUGGUCGCCGGGAUAUUACUCAUUUGGCCCCAAAAUGAGCCCUGGAAUGAGUUCCGACACACUUUCAUGUGGUUUAUCGCUUAUAUUAGUGUAGUACAAUACAUGCAGUUUAGAUAUCAAAGUGGAGUACUAUAUAGAUUAAAGGCGUUGGGUGCGAGGCAUAACAUGGACAUUACUAUCGAAGGUUUCCACUCUUGGAUGUGGCGUGGACUCUCAUAUCUACUACCUUUCCUCUUUGGUGGAUAUGUGUUUCAGUUGUAUAUAGCGUACACUUUGUAUCAUAUCAGCUAUCAUCCAGAAGCGACAUGGCAGGUGGCAGCAUUAAGUAUGUCGUUCUUGCUGAUCGGCAUCGGCAACACGGCCACCACCCUCAUGGUCAUCCCGCAGAAGCUCAGCGAGCAGGUGACUUACCUGGCGGCUUUGUUUCUUAUUUUGCACUCGCUCAACAUGUAUACGAUACUGCGAGUGUUGCGAAAGAAAAUGCGUGGAAAGCUGAAACUUGGAUACAGAUUAGUUGCGAUCGCGAACCGUCUCUCCAACGAACUGACAGUUUUGGAUCAAAAAUGGAGGCAGAAUAAAGUGGAGGCAAAGACUCCU